AUCAGGAACACACAAAAUGACACUACUCCUAGUCUUGCUUUUAUCCCUAGGAGCUACUCUAGCUCAGAAUACUACAGAAUGUGAUGGACUGAAAGCGAAUUUUGAUCUCAAGAAAGUCAUAGGCGCCUGGUACGUAGUAGCUAUAAUACCAGGCAAGCAGUUUCCAGAGAGACAGAAGGAGGUGACAUGCUUUAAAAUGGAGCUGAGUGAAACUGAUGAGGCCGGACUUCGUUGGCUCAUGAACAAAGAACUAGGGCUCCAUGAGUCGAGUAUGGACGGUACCGUCAUCCGCCAGCGGUACCAUUCGGAGCAUCCGUUUGACAUCUGGUCCCGGUCUACCGGCAACGGGUGUUUCAGACAAGUCCUGUCAUUGGACACCAAUCAUACGCAGAUAGGUGAGGCUCUCUCCCACAACGCGACCAUGCAACUCCAUCUCAUAGAGACGAAGGAAGAUGGCGUGUUUCUGAUCCAGAUACUGUGGGGGAAGAUGGUCUCUGCUGUCAUAUACCGACCGCAGAUGGAGGUCACACAGGACCAGCUCAAGCCAGCAUACAACUUUAUGACGGGGCUUCGCGGGACGCAACGACUUCCGAUAAUAUGUGACAACACCUUGAGAAGCAUUCUACAUGUCAACUAAGAUUUCUCAGUCUUGUCACAUCUAGAAGACAGUAAAAGGCCUUCUAGAAGGUGAACCUUGAAGGUGACCUUGGUCGGGUGGUUGGUCCCGACCGUCUAGAAGGCCUUUAGUUAGUAGUUCAUAUUUAAAUCAGUCAUCAAAAUUGUUA
Molecule: messenger RNA, 785 nt
Organism: Aricia agestis (brown argus)
Lineage: Eukaryota; Metazoa; Arthropoda; Insecta; Lepidoptera; Lycaenidae
Exons: 4
Coding region: 17-637 (206 amino acids)
Source: RefSeq, a predicted model, not a curated record